Camelus dromedarius (Arabian camel) is the source of this 2160-nucleotide messenger RNA. RefSeq names its product synaptojanin 2 binding protein (gene SYNJ2BP). Lineage: Eukaryota; Metazoa; Chordata; Mammalia; Artiodactyla; Camelidae. Bases 124 to 561 code for a protein of 145 amino acids. Gene Ontology annotation, cellular component: postsynaptic density membrane; neuron projection; basolateral plasma membrane. The record is from RefSeq and is a predicted model, not a curated record. The transcript has 4 exons. Gene Ontology annotation, molecular function: protein binding. Gene Ontology annotation, biological process: receptor clustering; chemical synaptic transmission; receptor localization to synapse.
CCGGUGCUGGGGCUGCAGAAACCCGAAGUGUGGCGCUUUGGCCGCUGGGCCGGGGCUGAUCCUCUCCUUCACCUUCAGGAGCCCUAACUGACCCAGGUCGGCAAGCCAGACGGGCAGUAAAAUAUGAAUAGGAGAGUGGAUUACUUGGUUACGGAGGAAGAGAUCAAUCUUACUAGAGGACCCUCAGGGCUGGGCUUCAACAUCGUCGGUGGGACGGAUCAGCAGUAUGUCUCCAAGGACAGUGGCAUCUUCGUCAGCCGCAUCAAAGAAAAUGGUGCUGCAGCCCUGGAUGGGCGGCUCCAGGAGGGUGAUAAGAUCCUCUCGGUAAAUGGUCAAGACCUCAAGAACCUGCUGCACCAGGAUGCUGUAGACCUCUUUCGUAAUGCAGGCUAUGCUGUGUCCCUGAGAGUGCAGCACAGGAUACAGGUGCAGAAUGGGCCUCUAGGACAUCGAAGUGAAGGGGAGUCAAAUGCUGUUCCCGCAGCUGUGGUGCUGGUGUCAGUGUUUGCCCUCACCGUGGUAGCAGCCUGGGCCUUCAUGAGAUACCGGCAACGACUUUGAAAAGCUUGCUUUCUUCCAGUGCUCCCAAGGAAGAAGAUACAUUUCUCUCUUUCUCUCACCCUCCUCCCCUGCCAUUCUCCCAUGACUUUCCCUCUCUCUACAUAGCCAGCACGCGAUUUAUUUAAAGAGACUGCUACCCAACCGGAACUUUGCUAUUCCAAAUCUCUAAAUCCAUGUGUUCUGGUGGGAGAGCAAAGGCAUUGUUGGAAGGAAGGCUGAAGACUUGCUUAGAAUGAAUGAAGAUUUAUAUAUUUUACUAGGACCACCGAUUGAAGUUCAGCUACAACCCUGAAAGGGAGAGGUCCAGUCUUCCCAUCACCGUGGUCGAUUCCUUUUUUCUUAGCUGGCAUGCCUCCAGGGCCGGCUGUAAUAAGAGGAAGAGGGGAUUUUUUCUUUUUAAUGAUUUUCCUUGGGAAGUUUUUGUGGCCUUUAUUUAAUUUCUAAUUACCUAUUUGGGUGCCUACUUUGUUUCAAACAAAAGCAAAUGAGAAGAGCAUUUCUACUUCUUUUAAAAAGCAAAAUAUAUAUAUAUAUAUAUAUAUAUAUAUAUACACACACACACACACAUCAUAUGCAUAUAUGAUAGUAUAGUAGUGAUGCCUUUUAGAGAAUUGAAGUGAUGGAAAGCAGCUCUGGUUUCUGAUGUGAGGGAUUAAGGAAUAAUCUUAAUUGAAGAAUUUGAUACAUAAUGGGAGUGAGAGUGAGCCUCAAAAGAGGAUGCCCAAUCUGAGACAUUUAAACUGAGACAACUAAUUAAAAAAUCUUAGAACAAUAUUUCUUCUCAUAAUAGCUAUGGUGAAGUUGAGGUCAAAUGCCAUGAUCCAUCUUUGUGCAAGUCAGUCUGUUUAAAAAACUUGGGAGAUGUGAAGAUAAAUCUUACUCAUCUCUGAGCUACCGUAGUGACUAAAUAGUACCUGUUAAAGGAGCACCUGGAAUAACUGGUCAGAGCUGUGGUGAUGGGGCCAAACCAACCCAGUGAAAAAAAUCCUAAAAUGAAAAAAGAUAGUGUCUCCAAAGUGGCACCUCAGACUGUUUACUGGUCUUUCCUGUUUCUGUUAACAGACAAAAUCUGAGAGAAAGGACUGCUUCUUGUCAGGAUGGGCAUGAGGUCAGCUCUGCAUCAGUUCAGUUAAAGAAAAAGGGUUUAGAUUGCUAAUUUUUGUUUAAGGCUCUAAACACUGGUUGUGGCUGUUAAUGAAUAAGCCAUUUUGCAGUGAAGGGGAAGAAAAGAGUUUUGUGUUCGGGGAUAAGGAGGCUUGGUGGCUGUUUUGUGGGGACAUUUGAGGGAAGGGUGUGGAUAAAUGGAUGUCAGGGAAUACCAAGAAUACUAAUGAGGUGGGAGCCCUCCCGUUCAUGUGGUAUUGAAGGUUGGUUUUAAAGCACUAAGGAGACCUGAACCAAGGCUAAUUUUUAAGAAAACCAUUUCCAGUUACUCUCUCUUGCCUUCUGAGACAGCCUGCACUCUGUGGAGUGUGUGUCUAUGUCUAUUCUAACCAUCCCUCUCCAGGCCCACCUCUUGGCCUUUCUCUUGCCUUCUGAGAUGGCCUACACUCUGUCUACGGAGUGUAUACCUCUCUAAAUAAAUCUAGUUUUACUCAA